Molecule: messenger RNA, 4631 nt
Organism: Epinephelus moara (kelp grouper)
Lineage: Eukaryota; Metazoa; Chordata; Actinopteri; Perciformes; Serranidae
Gene: pxdc1b
Product: PX domain containing 1b
Exons: 5
Coding region: 417-1118 (233 amino acids)
Molecular function (GO): phosphatidylinositol binding
Source: RefSeq, a predicted model, not a curated record
GACAGGCUCUGGAUUAAGGAAACUAACGGCAGCCUGCAGGAGGGAGCAGCUCUUUCUACUUUGAGAGAUCUUUGGACUUUUUUUUAGUUUUUAUCUUGCUGGGGAUGACAGAUAAAUAAACUGUUGUUGGAUCGAUACCAGAAUCAAUUUUGCGGGGGCGGUAUCUAUGACUCUAAAGUCUAUUUUUUUCUCAUGCCACGUUUGAGAUCACGCCUGUGAUGGGCUGAGCAAAUCAUCACCCUCCUCCUGCGUACUCAACAGCUGCGGCCAGACCCGAAAAGUUACCGAAGUUGUCUCCGCUUGUUUGCCGGAUUGUUUUAAUUUGCAGAUCCCCUGUGACAUCGCCUCCUUCAGCCCUCACCCAGCCUGCUGUCCGCCACCGGCCCGCCCCAGCAUGCUGGACUGACGUCUGAGGAAUGGCAUCGGCUGUGUUUGAAGGCACGUCGCUGGUCAACAUGUUUGUCCGGGACUGCUGGGUCAACGGGAUCCGGAGACUCAUCAUCAGCCAGCGGGGGGAGGAAGAGGAGUUCUUCGAGAUAAGGACAGAGUGGUCUGACAGGAACAUUUUAUACUUGCAUCGGAGUUAUUCCGAUCUGGGGCGGCUGUUUAAAAGACUGCUGGAGUCCUUUCCUGAGGACAGAAGAGACCUCUCCAAGUCUCCACUGAUAGAAGGGCUGGUGAAAAUCAAAGAGGCAAACGACAUUGAGGAGAAACUGAACGAGGUGGAAAGACUACUGAAGAAUGCCAUCAACAUGCCGUGCAAGUAUUCCAGGUCAGAGGUGAUGUUGACUUUCUUUGAGAGAUCGCCACUGGAUCAGGUGCUGAGGAAUGACAAAGUCCACAGAAUCCAGCCGUGCUUUCAAAGUCCAAUAAAGAUAUCAGAAAUCAUGCGGUCCAAUGGAUUCUGUCUGGCCAAUACAGAAACCAUCGUAUUUGAUCACAGUCUCCCUGAAGAAAAAGAGAGACCCUCAUCCACUGACUCUGUGGAGCAUACGUAUGAGGAUGGAACAGAGUUUCUGCCAUUGGAAACAGACGUGUGUGAUGAGGAAACAGAAGCGUAUGUCACCAACCUUUCCUACUACCAUCUGGUCCCAUUUGAAACUGACAUCCUGGAAUGAGAGACUGAUGCCUGGUUGAUGGACAUCUGAUGCUGUCGUUGAGGAAAUGGAACCUAGCUAUGCAACACUGCAAAUAGCUGCUCCAAGUGAAUGCUGCUUAUCCUUGCAAACUCUAGAGCUGCUUCUUGCCCAUUUUGGAGUUGGUGCAGAUGGACAGUGUGCACCAAAGUAUUGGAAGAACAGCAGGACCACUUCGCCUCCAGGCAGUGUCACCAGUGUGCCUCAUUCAGAGCCUUACUUGAGUGUGUCAAGAAGAAACAUGACAGGAUUGUGUGUAUGCUGGCCACAGAGGGCUUUCAGGUGUUGUAACACAACCUGUGGAAGCAACAAUGGAGCUCCUUCGGUCCUGCAGCAGAUGCAAACAGCUGGAGAGGUUUCAAAUACGCAGCUUGACCACUUCAAAAGGAUUUAUCAAAGACAUCAUUGUCUGUGGUGUUGAGUGUGAGUGCAACCAGCAGGGAGAGGGCCACUCAUCUGCCUAAAUUUGGAGGUGAAUUUACAAUAUUGGACCUUUCACUGUCACUUAGAAACGUAGCUGAAUCAACCAGCACUCUUUAUUUUUCUACCUGAGUUGUUUAUCUUUCGCAUUUAUGCUCCAUAAGUUUGCCAGGAGAAAUGUGAGGUUUCUGCAAAGCUUAUUUUCUUCACAUUUAAACCUGCUCCCUGAAGUGUUACCCACAGUGUUGCCACUCUGGUGUUGUAUUCCUCUGGGAACACAGGAAACUGUCAUGAAGCUUUUUGUAUGAUAUUUGUUUAUGGUGCAAUUUCCACUAGCGUUUUUCUUUGUAAAAUACCAGUUUGACACUCAUAGGAUGAUUCCUGUUUUGUUGCUGUGACAUGCAGAUGGUUCUUUGGCAUGAGAGUACUCUGAGAUCCAAGUGAAACUGGACUGAACAGAUACAACGUGUGAAGUUUAGCCAGCACUAAAAAUAAAUGAAAAGGAGUCAUUGGAGCAAAUUUUGUCCAAACUCUUCCUGUUUAAGCAUUAAACAAAAACUUUAUAGUAAAUGAGAAAAACAAAGCUUUUGUGCUAAUAGACUCGAACCAUGCAGUAUCUUAUGUAAGUGUCUGUUUCACUUGGUUCUUGGUUUACUGUCAAAUCAAAGAAUAUUAAAGAAAUAUGAAGUGUCAUUAAAGUUUUGUUACAACUUUCCAAAGUGAGAACUUAAAGGAAUACUUAACCCCUUAAAUGGCCUUUUGUUUAUCAACUACUCACCCCCUGUUAUGUUGAAUUUGUGAAGAAAAUUUUAUUUUUCUUGCAUGCCUCCAUGGUGAACAAAGAAUAUAAAAAGAGAGAAAAUUCUUAAUGAAUUGAAGUCAUAGGGGGCCACAUUUAAUAACAGCACAACUAUAUCAAAAUAUCUGUUCAAAAAUUCUCUUACAACUUGUGCAGUGUAAUGCAAGUCUCAUUUAUCCAGUAUGCUCAGUAUUUCUUAAACAGACAGCCCUUAACGACAGGGAACUGAACGGAACUUAUCUAUGCUCUCUUCAGUGCCAGACUCCAUUGACAUAACCAGUAAUUUUACCUCGCACAACACAGGAGCUGCUGGUCUACUGCUGCCUCCGUCAGUUAGUUAGUUAGUGUUAUUGUGAGACUUUGGUGUUUUAAAGGGUUAGUCAGAAUUCACCAAUGUCACAAAAUAACAAACAAACUACAGACUUAGGCAGCAGCAGAACAGCAGCUCCUGUGUUCAGUGAGGUAAAAUUACUGGUUUUGUCAAUGGAGUCUGGCUUGGUACUCCAAGGGAAGUAUGAAUGAGACUGCAUGAGUUGUGCGAGCAUUUGUAAACGGAUGUUUUGAUACAGUUUUGCUGUUAAAAGCGGCGGACCCCUAUGACUUCAAUUCAUCAAGAAUUCUCCCCAUUUUGGAUUCUUCGUUCACCAUGAAGGCAUGUGAGAGAAACAAAGUUUUAUUCAUGAAUUCAUCCUAACACGAGGUGAGUAAUUGAUGAACAAAUGAUCAGUUGGGGGUGAAGUAUUCCUUUAAUGCUGCCUUUUUAGAUGUUGGUGAGAAUUUUUUUAUAUGAAGUUGUUUCUCUGUAAUAAAGUAGAAUGUAAUAUGUGUGUGUAACAUAGCUUGUAACGUUGCUUAUUUUAUGUUUAUAAAGAAAUAAUUAGAUAUAUGAGAGCGGAGAAUGAGUGUUGCCGUUUUGUGGAAUCAUCUCACUGCUGUUGUUGCCACGUGAUGACGAGUGAUAAAAUGGGGCAAAGAAAGCUUUGUUUUAUGGGUCACUUGAGGUCAUAUCUGACCCGUUCUGUAAGAUGACGUGUGGGUUCAGUCAGACAGCUGAAUGUGGGAGUCUGCAGCUCGGCCUGCGACGGGAGAACAAGUCCUCUCUUUAUCUUAAGAAGACAAACGACCUUGCUGUACUAAAACUUUCUAUAGAAAGAGUUGUGUGAAAUAAUCAAACACUUGGUUAAAAUUCAUGCCUUUUUUGUGUUUUAUGGGCUGCUUUCACCUCUCGUAGCACCUCUUAUGAAUCUGUGGAACACAUCGGAGCAUUACAUAUGGCAAAAAAAGUUAUGUUUGUGUAGGAUUAACUGUAAGUAAAUCCAUCUGUAUUCAUUGUUUUGACAGUGUUGUCAGUGCAGAAGUCAUUGUGGCCUUACAAUGUGGGCUAACAGCUUGUGUCCACUUUCCUGCCCCUCCAAAUACAAAAGGCAUUCAGUCCUCACAAACUUGGCACAUGGGGCUUCAACAGGACGGUCCUUCACAUGAGUCUAUUUAGUAACACAGUCAUGAUCACCAUUCACCCCAUGAGAAAGUACAGCUCUUUCUCACGGUGUGAAACUAUUUCAUGCUUCUUUUUGCUUUUCUCUUUUCUCCAAGAAUGACGUCUUGAAAUGAAGGAUAGUCUUUGGACAUAAAAGUUUCAGUUGGGAAAAAGUCCAAGCAUACAUUAUGGUAAUGAUUAAUAUGACUCAAUAAAAAGAAACUGUCUGAUUUAAAUUUUGAUGCCAGGGUCAAAUUCUCUCUCUUUCAUGGACCUGCGUUAACGUUUAUCAAAUGGUGUAAGCGUUCAUAUUUAAAGAUCAAAUAUCUGUUAAGAUGUCCGUCUAUCUUAAGACCCUUUGCAGGCCGGGUAAUGCAUUAUAAAUAUUCUGCCACAGUCUAUGUGAUGUUAUGACUGAAAUGGUACUCAGCUGAUCUAUGAAACAUAUCAGUAUGCCCACCAUGCCAGCCAGCAUUGUGAGGACUCAGAGGAGAAAGUGACAGUUAAUAUGAAAAUAAUAUAACACAAAAUAUUUUAUUUAUUUUGUAACUCUUGCCACGCUCUGUGAAGCUAACCAUUCUAUGCCUUGUGAUUUCAUUUUUAUGUGUGAUGUGAGAUCUUUCUGUGUGUAAAUAUGUCAAAAGGAUUGAAUGAAGAUAAUCUUAAUUAUAACCUUUGGAAAAUGAAUUUAUGUGGUAACAUGUUUGAUAACUUUAAAGCUACUCAGACAGUAUUAGAUACAAAUUAUUAUUCUCAAAGCUUCUGAAAAUAAAUAUGUUUUCAAUAAAAGAAAUGUUCA